AUGAGUCGGCCAACAACACCAACCAGCCCCGUCCAGAUCCCAAAGACCAGCAAUCGCAGCCGACAUUUCGAUGUCGCUCACCCCGUGCGACGCCAUAAUAACCCUCGUCGCAAGGUCCCAAACCAUGUUCGCUCGCCGGAGUCGUUAUCGCCGUCGGUGGCCGCCUUGUUGGCCGUCACUGACAUCCCCCGACCCCGACGGGCGCAGCGGAAGCAGCGUGGUCAGGACCGGCUGUUGACUGUCGAUGCCAUCAUCGCCGAUGAGAGCUCUCUUUCAGAGAAGGAACUCAGCUGGUCUCUGAGUCGUGGUAGUCCAAUGGACGUGCUGAUGUCCCCUCCCGACAGCCUGGACGAUGACUUCUUGGGCAGCGACUGCGGCAGCGUCCACAUGGCCAGGACGCUCUCUGUUGAUUCCAUGCCAUCUCUCGGCAACUCUUUUGGCACCGACAUGAUUUCUUCUGUCGAAUCUCCUCGAAGCUUGAGCCCGCAGUCUCUACACCGGAGAAAGGCCAGCCCCAUCCGUAGGUCGCUUGGGCCCAUUCGCUCUCCUCCGGACAGCAUUGACGAGCAUCCACUCUCGCCCGAGCCACCACGAGAUGAAGAUGAGCUGGACUCGCUGAGUCUCCAAAGCUCCGAAGGCGACCAAACAACUUCAUACCAGUUUAUACCUUUCAAGCCCCUCCGGGCCGUCUUCAAGUCCAAUCUCACUGCAUCACUACGAGCGCUGCGAUCAGCAGCCAAGUCCUUCUCAAGCAUCAACUUUCCAUCCAUUCCGCCCGAUGAUCUCAUCACCCGCUCGAUCCUCACCAUGGACCCCAAGGUGCCCUACGCUGACGAGCGCCGACCACCCGUCACGGAGGAAAUCCCAUCUGCCGAGCUACGCCGGUACCUGAACCCAACCACCAGGCUGUCGCGUGAGACGCAGUCUCGACCUCUACAGCAACCCGGCACUUUUGCCGCAUCCAUUCAAAUGCAAACCUACAAGAUUCAGCGCACACGACCCACAGACGCCGCGGCGCGCAAUGCGUAUCCAUCGACUUCACCGCUAUCUCCAUCGACUCCCGCGAGCCAGCCCACGCCAACGCCGGCCCAAGAUUCGGUACCUCCGCUUCCUGCUAUGCGACAGCGAGAGAUGCGAGAAAAUCCCGACUUUAUUCGCAUCGCUGUCAUGGAAAUGAUUAUGCGCCGACGAGGCAAACUGGACAACAACAAGCCUGGACGCGCACGUUGGGCACUGCCACCAAGAAAGACAUCGGCUAAACCCUAUGAGAUUGGAGCCGGUGGUGUUCCAGAGCGAUGGAUUCCUCUCCCAAAUGCUGACUAG
Trichoderma virens Gv29-8 is the source of this 1323-nucleotide messenger RNA. RefSeq lists its product as uncharacterized. The coding region runs from base 1 to 1323 and encodes 440 amino acids. The record is from RefSeq and is a predicted model, not a curated record. NCBI's taxonomy places the organism in Eukaryota, Fungi, Ascomycota, Sordariomycetes, Hypocreales, Hypocreaceae. The transcript has a single exon.